Beta vulgaris subsp. vulgaris (sugar beet) is the source of this 2351-nucleotide messenger RNA. RefSeq lists its product as hypothetical. The transcript has 9 exons. The record is from RefSeq and is a predicted model, not a curated record. Gene Ontology annotation, cellular component: endosome; cytoplasm; trans-Golgi network. Bases 226 to 1782 code for a protein of 518 amino acids. Lineage: Eukaryota; Viridiplantae; Streptophyta; Magnoliopsida; Caryophyllales; Amaranthaceae.
GCACAAUAGAAUUUUCAGACAACCCCCCAAACCCAAAUCCUCACUCUACUCUUUCUGUCUUCCUCCCGAUAUUAUCUGAUCUCUCUCUCUCUUCCUGCUGCUGCCACGAAGCGUCGGCCACCUCCGCUGUGUCCUUCUUCAUCACGCACUGAAAUUAAAAUUCAAACUGAAACCCUAGCUCGUUCAAUUUGGUACAUUUUACGACAUUGUUGUAUAAAAGAGAUCAUGAGAAGGGCAGGAGAAAUGGGGCAGAGAAGACGGCAACUGAAGCAAUUGAGCGGAGGAAUGAAGGGGAUGGUUGGGAAGCUAAUAAUUGCCGCGUUUGUUGUCGUCAUUUGCACUUUCUCUCUCUUCUCUUCAAGGUCUACUAUCCGAUCUACUACUAAAACCGAGAUCAAUGUGGAAGAACUUUGGCAAACGGCGUCUUCUGAGGGUUGGAGACCAUCUUCUGCUCCUCGUACUGAUUGGCCACCUCCCCCUAGCCAGACUAAUGGGUAUCUGCGUGUUCGUUGCAAUGGUGGUUUGAAUCAGCAGAGGAGUGCAAUUUGUAAUGCUGUUCUUGCUGCUCGAAUCAUGAAUGCAACGCUAGUGUUACCUGAGCUGGAUGCCAAUUCCUAUUGGCAUGACGACAGUGGGUUUCAAGGUAUCUAUGAUGUGGAGCAUUUCAUCAGGACUUUGAGAUAUGAUGUGCGAAUAGUUGAAAGCAUUCCAGAGAUCCGUAGAAACGGAAAAACCAAGAAAUUAAAAGCUCUUCAGAUAAGACCUCCAAGAGAUGCACCCAUCAGUUGGUAUACGACUGAUGCUUUGGAGAAGAUGAAGGAGCAUGGUGCUAUCUAUCUCACCCCAUUUUCUCAUCGUCUGACUGAGGAAAGUGACAAUCCUGAAUAUCAGAGACUAAGGUGCAGAGUCAAUUAUCAUGCCCUCAGAUUUAAGCCGCAUAUAAUGGAGCUAAGCAGUGCGAUAGUGAAUAGACUACGUGCACAAGGUCGCUUCAUGGCAAUACAUCUUCGUUUUGAGAUGGAUAUGCUGUCAUUUGCUGGGUGUUUCGAUAUAUUUACCCCCAAGGAGCAGAAGGAGUUGAAAGAAUAUCGGGAAAAGAAUUUUGCCCCUAAAAAACUUGUGUAUAAUGAGAGACGCGCAAUUGGAAAAUGUCCUUUGACUCCAGAAGAGGUUGGUCUCAUCCUACGUGCAAUUGGUUUCGAUAACUCCACUAGAAUCUAUCUUGCUGCUGGUGAUCUUUAUGGUGGUGAACGUUUCAUGAAACCUUUUAGGUCCCUUUUCCCACGUCUUGAAAACCACAGUACCGUUGAUACUUCAGGACAGUUAGGAAAGAAUUCUAGGGGUUUGCUGGGGUCGGCUGUGGAUUACAUGGUUUGCCUCCUUGCAGAUAUUUUUAUGCCCACCUAUGAUGGCCCAAGCAACUUUGCUAACAACCUCCUGGGUCACCGCCUGUAUUACGGUUUUCGAACAAUAAUCAAGCCAGACAGGAAAGCUCUUGCACCAAUUUUCAUUGAUCGAGAAAAGGGGCACUCAGCUGAUUUUGAAGAAGCUGUAAGAACUGUAAUGGCCAAGACAAGCUUUGGUGGUCCCCAUAAGCGGAUUUCCCCUGAAUCAUUCUACACCAACUCAUGGCCUGAGUGCUUUUGUCAGACAUCGGCAAAGAAUCCUGCUAAUAAAUGCCCACCGGAAAACACCAUGGAAAUAUUACAUAGCCAGUUAGAGAGUGAGGGUCUCGGUGAUCUCUCAGCAACCCAAUCAAACUUGACUGUUGCUGGCGCUUAGAGAUGAAAGAUAGAUAUUCACCCUUAAUGGUCAUAUAUUACUAUCUGACAUCAAUAGAAAAUAUUGGAUGGUGUGUGUCAUUUCUACAAGAACAGGUUAUCGUACCAAGUGUUUUCUUUCGAUGCAUCGAAUAUGGUGAUAUAGAUGACGAGGCUUUGCGGAACACAGUUACUUUGCGAAUUGAGAGCAGUUGAUAUGAGCAUAUCUUGUAGUAUAGUCGGAAGAAACAGGAGUGGUGAUCAGAUAGAUAGGUGGAGAUGACUGCUAUACAAACCCGAAAUUUUAACCUGGUCGUGUUUAAUGUUUGUAUAGGGGCAGCUGACAGGCCACAAGCCUUUAUAUUUUACUAGAAGGUUUUGUGAAUAGGCGGGAAAUAUACUCUUGUAAUGUCUCGUUGUUCCUUAUGUAUCUGCAGUGAUAGUUGUUAGUUCUGAAACUUUGAUUACUGUUAGUCUGUUACAAAAUCAUUUCCAGAUAAAGCUAGUGUAAUUCUUUUCAGUCAAAAGCUAGUAUCAAUAUACCAUAACAUUUUGGAGCAUUUUUAUCAAUAAGUUUCUCUUUCUUUGGUA